Messenger RNA from Daphnia magna, 1787 nucleotides. RefSeq lists its product as uncharacterized. The record is from RefSeq and is a predicted model, not a curated record. Gene Ontology annotation, molecular function: olfactory receptor binding. Gene Ontology annotation, biological process: protein insertion into membrane; protein targeting to membrane. The transcript has 5 exons. NCBI's taxonomy places the organism in Eukaryota, Metazoa, Arthropoda, Branchiopoda, Diplostraca, Daphniidae. Bases 607 to 1629 code for a protein of 340 amino acids.
UGCUUUUGAUAGGAAGAGAAAGUAAAAACAAAAAAGGAAAAGAAAAACAUAAAGAAAAGAAGUUGUGAAUUUACUUACCACGCUGUCUAAAGACGAAAAACAUUUUUUCUUAGCGUAGACGUUUGUUACAAUAACAAUAAAAGGCAACACACUACUGUUCGUUAGAGUAUAUCGUAUUUCAAGCUAGUUGAGUAACUAGUAUGCUGACAGUUUUAUUCUUGCAACUCCACUUGAGAUAUUAUUAAAGAGCAACACAGUGUGUAAACUUUAUGAUUUUUUAAAACCAGUUUGCUCAUUCUCUUGAACAUUGGAAUACUAUAACGUUUAAAGCCUAUGUCGAAUCCGACCGUGGCAUUCUUUGAUGGUCUAUAGCGUUGACUUAAUGGCAUUAAAUCCCUUAGAGGAUGUUCGAUAACGUUUACGACAAUUUUGAAGACAAGUCUCUUAGGAUAGGAAAAAGGUCAUGGGACAUCUCCUCUCUGCCAGUUCUCUACCAAUCCGGCCCGUAAAGGCAGUCCCCGCUGUCGUAGGCCUGGGCUGCCAUUGGUCACAUUGACGCGAAUGUGAGCUGACACGCCCCUGAGUAUAAAUUGCCCGUGACCCUGUAUGGCCCGUAAACAAUUUCUGAAGAGUCAGUGUACUAAAUCGGUCCUGGUCGACAUCACCGGGUUUUCAAUUGUUCCAGCAAGGCGCAACAAAAAAAAAAAAAAAAUCCACGGCCACAAAAAUCUCAUAUUCUCAUAUUCAAAGAUGGUCUUUGUCAACGAAAUUGAACCCGAGUUUUCUUUUAAACUGUAUGAGGAUCCUUUCGAUAGUGGUUAUUCAGAUGCUAGUGGAGAAUGCUCGCCAUCACCGAGUUCGCCUCCACCGUCUCCAUUGUCGGAUGGCAUUCGCUUUGUCUAUUAUCCUGUUGUGCCGUAUUACAUAUUCCCGCUCUUUCCUCAAAGUGAUAUUCCACUUAGUAUCAGUCCUGCAUUCGAGACAUUUAUUGAAAAAGAAAACUAUGAGUUUGACCCAGCUCCAAUAGUUAACAAUCUAACUAUCGGUCGUCUUAUCAAAUGGACAUUGCCGCCUCCUACCAUUCCUUAUUUCCCAUUGCCUAAUUGGGAACCAAUGCCAUAUGGCAUGGAACAGUUUUGGCAGUCAGCCUUUGCUUGGUUUUUUCGACCAUUGUGGUUCAACAGCAAUCAUCUAUGGACGCUGAGUCCAAUUUCUUCACCGCCAGUCAACGACGAAUGGCCAUGGCACACAAUCAGCUAUUCCGCCAAAGUUCGUUUCCAAUGUCAAUACAAACAUGGCUGGACAUCGAUGAAAGGCCGCGUGGUGUUUUGGUACCGCAUGCGUCGACAUGACAACGUCAUCUUUUCCGAAGCUCGUUUCAAACUCUACGGGCAACAGUGCAAUCGUUGCCACAAGAAUCGUCAGGAUUUUUUGACUCCAUUGUGGUACCAUGAAGAAAUCGAAAAUGCAAUUCGUUUUCUGGCAACUGAGGUGGCCAAGACGUAUUAUGGCGGUGAAAAGCUUCCUGUUCCUCGCCGACUUCGUCAAGGCAAUCCUAGUAAACUUGCUCAUCAUGACCCAACUAGAUGCCAGGCUUGUGUUGAAGGUCUUUGCGUUGUACGUUUUUGAUGGAACGUUGAAAAGAAGUCCAUUUUCAUUUUUUUUUUUCUUAUUUUUCCUAACAUCAUGUGUUCAGCAUGUAUCUUUUAGUCACUUGUUUGUAUUGUGUGUGUCGGUUUGUUUUUGAGAUUUGGUUUAUAGAACCAAUAAAAAACAAUUGAUUUUUA